This is a messenger RNA of Paramecium octaurelia, 614 nucleotides long. Lineage: Eukaryota; Ciliophora; Oligohymenophorea; Peniculida; Parameciidae. The record is from the annotation of a GenBank genome assembly.
AUGGGCAAUUUAUUAGAGAAGCUAUACUUAUUUAUUUCAAAUUCUAAACUUGAAAAAUGUAUGGUUGGAUUGGAAAAUCUAGGAAAAACAACUAUGUUGAAUUAACUUUCUAUGGGGGAACCUUCAUUUACAGUACCUACAGUAAGAUUGAAUGUCCGGACUCUAAAAAAAGGAGGGGUGACUAUGAAUGUAUUUAUAAACAUCUAUAAAAUGAUUUGGAAUAUUGGAGGACAAGUUUAACAUAGACCAGAGAGGGGCAAUUAUGCUCAAGGGUGUGAUGCAAUAAUAUUUCUUUUUGAUACUUCAAAUUUAAACAUAAUAAUUAGAGAUAAAGCAAGCCUCUCUUGGAACAUCAAAGAAGGAAUUGCACAAUUUAUUAGAUAAUAAGUCGUUGCAUAAUAUUCCACUUUUAGUGAUUGGAAAUAAAAUUGAUGUAAAUCCACAUUUAUACGAGAAGUAUAUGAUAGAAGGUAAAGUUAUCAAUUAGAUUAAAAGGUCUAAAUUUGGAUUAUAUAACAUCUAAUGUUUGGGCAGUUGCAAUGGGUAGUGCUUCGAGUGGUAACUAUAUAACGUAAGUGGUCGAUUGGUUAAUAGAGAAGUCUAAGAAACUAUGA